GAGACGAUCAGAGGCAUCUCGGAGCGGGACGUCUCAGCCCUCUGUCCCUUUCUGGAGUUUAUUCCAUUAUCCCUGCUCUUCUGGGAUGCGUAAAUAACUGCACCUAAUCUGGGUCCUGCAGGUUAUUCUGAACUCUCCCGUUUUCUUUUCCAGCGGCAGGAGCAGAGUCACUGAUGGAGGCCCAGGUGCUGAAGGUGACCGUGCUGUGCCUCCUGCAGGCAGCGGUCGUGCUCGGUCAGGGUACGACCAGGGGACCGAGGCCCAUCGGACCCUGCGCCAAAAAGAUGGAGUGUCCGAUCGACCUGUACUUCGUCAUCGACACGUCGGAGACCAUUGCCCUGCAGGAGCCCCCACCCGGCAGCCUGGUGGAGAGCAUCAAGGACUUCACCAAGCAGUUUGCGCUCAAGCUGAAUGACCUGGACUACAGGGGCCUGGUGCAGAUCACCUGGUCUCUGGGCGGCCUGCACUUCUCCCAGCGCCAGGUGGUGUUCAGCAGAAUCGCCCCGCGGGACAACUUCAUCAGAGGCCUGGACACCAUCCGCUACCUGGGCAAGGGCACCUACAUCGACUGUGCACUCUCCAACAUGACACAGGAGAUCCGGCAGAGUGCCACGCCCAACAGCAUGCGCUUCGCCGUGGUGAUCACCGACGGGCACGUGACCGGCAACCCCUGCGGCGGGAUCAAGGUGUCGGCAGAGCGGGCGAGGGACGAGGGGGUACGGCUGUUCGUGGUGGCCGCGACCAAGAACGUGGAUGAGACGGGACUGAGGGAGAUCGCCAACAGCCCAACUGAGCUGUACCGCAACGCCUUCCUGGCCGUGGACAUCAGCGGCACGUCACCCAUGAUCAUGACCUCCACUAUCGACAGAAUCAUCAAAACCAUGACCCAUCUGGCCUAUCAGGAGUGCUACAAACUGAAAUGUCUGGAGACGCCUGGUCCUCCAGGGCCAAAGGGCCACAGAGGCCACAAGGGUGCAAAGGGAGAUAAUGGGGAUCCUGGCCCAAAAGGUGAAAAAGGUCGACAGGGAGACCCUGGUAUUGAGGGUCCCAUCGGCCACCCUGGUCCAAAGGGUGAACCUGGGCUCAAAGGUGAGAAGGGUGAAAUUGGAUCUGAAGGCAAGAAGGGUGUGGCUGGGCUUCCUGGACGAAAUGGGACAGACGGCCAAAAGGGGAAAAUUGGUCGCAUUGGAGCUCCAGGCUGCAAAGGAGACCCAGGAGACAAGGGACCUGAUGGCUAUCCUGGGGACGUUGGCGAAAGCGGACCACCUGGAAAGGAUGGAGAGAAGGGAGAUCCUGGUCGCCCUGGGAGAUCGGGGCCACCUGGCCCACCUGGAGAGCCAGGACCAAAGGGAGAGAGAGGAAGUCCCGGAUCACCUGGGGUACCUGGGCAGAAAGGACCUGCAGGGCCAGAUGGAGGAGCUGGACCCAAAGGCGAACCGGGGAGAAGAGGUGACUUUGGACCAAAAGGGAAACAGGGACCAAAUGGACCAAAAGGAGAAAAGGGUGAGCCAGGGCCUGAGGGGCAGAGAGGACUUCCUGGUGAAGUGGGAAGCAAAGGGUCAAAGGGGGACAAUGGGCUGCCAGGACCGAGGGGCCCCCCAGGGGGACCGGGAGAACCGGGGAGAAACGGGUCUCGAGGAGAUCCAGGUGAUGCAGGACCAAGGGGAGACCCCGGGCCACCUGGACCCAAGGGCGACAGAGGAAGAGCUGGCUUCAGCUAUCCUGGACCGAGAGGCCCCACGGGAGACCGCGGGGACAAAGGGAGUCCCGGGCCCCGGGGCAGCAGGGGUGACUGCGGGCAGAAGGGAGAGCCUGGGUCCAAAGGAACGCCUGGAGAACCGGGUGAGCCGGGGCCUGCAGGUGAGCCGGGACCGCGAGGACCCAGAGGAGACCCUGCAGGAGACGGUGAUCCCGGACCAGAGGGAGACCCUGGCCUUACGGAAUGUGAUGUCAUGAACUACAUCAGAGAAACAUGUGGUUGCUGUGACUGUGAGAAGCUCUGUGGUGCUCUGGACAUCGUCUUUGUGAUUGACAGCUCAGAGAGUGUGGGCCUCACUAACUUCACUCUGGAGAAGAACUUCAUCAUCAGCACCAUCAACCGCCUGGGCUCCAUCGCCAAGGACCCCAGCUCUGAGACAGGGACUCGCGUGGGCGUGGUUCAGUACAGCCACAGCGGCACCUUCCAGGCCAUCAGACUCAAUGACUCAAAGAUCGACUCCCUGACCGCCUUCAAAGAUGCUGUCAAGAGGCUAGAGUGGAUCGCAGGGGGUACCUGGACGCCCUCCGCCCUCAAAUUCGCCUACGACAACCUGAUCCGGGACAGUCGGCGCGCCAAGUCCAAGGUGACGGUGGUGGUGAUCACAGACGGCCGCUUCGACCCGCGGGACGACGACUCCCUGCUCACCUACCUCUGCAACGACAACUCCAUCGAAGUGAACGCCAUCGGCAUCGGCGACAUGUUCGACCAGCUGGAGGAGAACGAGAGCCUGAGGUCCAUCGCCUGCCAGAAAGACGACCGUGUAACAGGCAUGCGUCGAUUCGCCGACCUGGUGGCCGAGGAGUUCAUCGACAGGAUCGAGCACGUACUCUGCCCAGAUCCUGUUAUGGUGUGUCCUGACCUCCCAUGCAAAACAGAUGUGGCGGCCCCUUGGAAUGGGUACCCCCUGUCUGAAGCCCUGGCGGAGGAGGGGAUCACCCCCGUCCCCAGCUCUGUGUCGAGCGUCUCAAACUUUCUCAGCUCCCUGAAGGAUGAGCAGCUCCCCGAUAACUACGAAAAGGCAGUGGCUACCCUGGCCUACACAGCCCAGCGAGCCAAGUUGGCUGACAAAGACGAGAAGCUGCAGUGGACAGAGCUGUUCAUUGACGCUUUCAAAGUGGUGUAUGGCAACAUCAUGGGGGACCCUGACAAGGCCCUGGGCCUGUGUUAGCCUGACCACAGCCAGCGUCCACAGCGGAGAGUGCAGCUCCUGCUCACUCACAGACUUAUGCUCUGCGAAAAACAGAGGAAUAAUCCUGCCUCACUGAAGCUCACACCUGCAUAAUCCUGUCCCUGUAACCCAACAGCCUUAAACCCUCACUGAAGCUCACAUCUGCAUAAUCCUGUCCCUGUAACCCAACAGCCUUAAACCCUCACUGAAGCUCACACCUGCAUAAUCCUGUCCCUGUAACCCAACAGCCUUAAACCCUCACUGAAGCUCACACCUGCAUAACCCUGUCCCUGUAACCCAACAGCCUUAAACCCUCACUGAAGCUCACACCUGCAUAAUCCUGUCCCUGUAACCCAACAGCCUUAAACCCUCACUGAAGCUCACACCUGCAUAAUCCUGUCCCUGUAACCCAACAGCCUUAAACCCUCACUGAAGCUCACACCUGCAUAACCCUGUCCCUGUAACCCAACAGCCUUAAACCCUCACUGAAGCUCACACCUGCAUAACCCUGUCCCUGUAACCCAACAGCCUUAAACCCUCACUGAAGCUCACACCUGCAUAAUCCUGUCCCUGUAACCCAACAGCCUUAAACCCUCACUGAAGCUCACACCUGCAUAAUCCUGUCCCUGUAACCCAACAGCCUUAAUCCCUCACUGAAACUCACACCUGCAUAAUCCUGUCCCUGUAACCCAACAGCCUUAAUCCCUCACUGAAGCUCACACCUGCAUAAUCCUGUCCCUGUAACCCAACAGCCUUAAACCCUCACUGAAGCUCAUACCUGCAUAAUCCUGUCCCUGUAACCCAACAGCCUUAAACCACAUACUGCUGCAAUCUCACAAACACUGAGCCACCUGGGUCUCACGCCCAGGUGCGCUGCAGCUUCCAGUACAGAUGAUGGUGAAUAUUAAAAUCACAUGCCAGAAACAUAUUUCAGAGCUUGCAUAUUGUAUAUUUUGCAGUAUAUUUCACUAUUUGAUGUCAGACAGACAGCCCUGCUUCCGCAGUGCUGCUCCUGUGACAGUUAGCUGUUCAGCUGCGAUUCACACUGAGCUGAGUCAGAAUCUGCCUGUGUGCUGGGAGCGCAGCCAUGGUUCAGCCACACAGGAGAGUUCUGCAGUUUGCACAGGGACGGACGUCAUUCGCAAAGAAAAUGCAAUUUCUCCUCUCUCACAUUUGUGCAGUUUUAAAACAAGCUAGUUGUGUUAUUACAUGUUCCAAUAGUCCUACAACUCAAUAAGAUCAAAGUACUCCAUAAAUCUUACUGUGAUUAAGUUUAAUCAGCUUAAUCACAUUAAAAUAAUCAAAGUGAGGUGUUUAUAUGACUU
Messenger RNA from Megalops cyprinoides (Indo-Pacific tarpon), 4252 nucleotides. Its product is annotated as collagen alpha-2(VI) chain-like. NCBI's taxonomy places the organism in Eukaryota, Metazoa, Chordata, Actinopteri, Elopiformes, Megalopidae. The transcript has 28 exons. The record is from RefSeq and is a predicted model, not a curated record. Bases 174 to 2927 code for a protein of 917 amino acids.